Ctenopharyngodon idella (grass carp) is the source of this 620-nucleotide messenger RNA. RefSeq names its product collagen alpha-1(XXV) chain-like. Bases 222 to 620 code for a protein of 132 amino acids. The transcript has 13 exons. The record is from RefSeq and is a predicted model, not a curated record. NCBI's taxonomy places the organism in Eukaryota, Metazoa, Chordata, Actinopteri, Cypriniformes, Xenocyprididae.
UGGUCUUCCCUAAGAUAAAUCAUGGCUUUCUUUCUGCUGAUCAACAACUCAUUAAACGUCGACUCAUUAAGGGUGAUCAGGGUCAAGCAGGGCCCCCAGGACCUCCUGGGCCUCCAGGCCCCCCAGGCCCCAGGGGACCUCCAGGAGACACAGGCAAAGAUGGUCCUCGGGGAAUUCCAGGGCUCCCAGGAGACCCUGGAAAUCCAGGGGAGAUCGGUCAAAUGGGACCCGAGGGCCCUCCUGGACAGAAGGGUUCCAUUGGGCCACCUGGUAUUCCAGGUAUCGAUGGAAUAAAGGGUGACAGAGGUGAACAGGGUGAGAAGGGAGACAUGGGAGAGCAGGGGCCGAAAGGUGACACUGGAGAGAAGGGUAAUGCAGGAUCCUCUGCCGCUGGAAUUAAGGGUGAGCCAGGAGAGCCAGGACGUGGAGGACAAAAGGGUGAGCCAGGACUUCCAGGGCUGCCUGGACUCCCCGGGAUUAAGGGUGAACCUGGUUUCUUUGGGCCUCAAGGUGAGCCUGGGCUUCCAGGCCUGCCAGGAACUAAGGGUGAAAGAGGGGAACCUGGACCGUUUGGCAAGGGUGAACGUGGUGAGACAGGUCCAGCAGGACACAAGUCUUAA